AGUCCGGUCACAUGUGCCACAAAAUUUGGAUGUAACUGCUUAUAACCUAAAUAGGAUAAUUUCCAAAAUGUUUACUAAAUCGCAACUGGAAGCUAUGAAAUUUAACGAACUGAGAAGGCUUGCCAAGGAGAGGAAUAUUUCCCGGCGUUGGACUUGUAAGCGUGAAGCAAUUGAUCAUCUAAUGAAUACUGUUCAGGAUGAAAACUUGGAUACGAUUACUGUGAAACUUGUAGACAGCCCAGAUUCAACCAGAAGUAGUUGUGAAUCUGAAGUUGUGUCUUUUCCAAAGCAGUCUACAGCAGAAACUGUAAGAAAAACAAGAACAAGAAGAGCACAAAGCAGGUUUCCAAAACCAAGAAUGACGGUGUUUCAGCAAGAUAAAGGUGAUUCUCCUGUUUUGAAAGCUGCAUCUUCACUUAAAAAACGUGAUAAAUAUUUUGCAGCUCCCCGUAUGCUGAGGAAGAGUGAAGCCAUUGAAAGUUUUAGCUUCAGUAUACCAGAACAUGCACCUGAUGUAGUUCCAUCAAGGAAGAAGUCACUAACUCAUGCUUUUGCUAGCACGGAAGCAAUGACAGUCAGUGGAGUGACAUUUCGUGAGAAACGAAGACCUAUAACAAGAAGUUACAAAAAUAAUUUCCCAUGUACGGAUUUAGCUGAAAGUAGUGAUGAAAAUUAUUCAGACUUUUAUUCAAGCGGGAAUGUUUGUGCAACCAGUGGAGGUAAUGAACACCACACCACAACCACAAGUACUGAGACCACUUGCUGGGCUCAACACACAAGUGCAGAUGAAUCUAGUACAAAAUGUAAUUUGAAUGAGACAUUUGAAAUAAAAAAUGAGACCAUUAAAUCAGACAACAGGUUUUCAUUAGAAGCAAGCCAGCAAGAUUUUCAACCUGACAAACUGUAUAAUUCCACUAGAAAGAAAAGAAUAACUGUUUCACCUCUCAGAAUGCAAGGACAUAGCAGGACAUCAACACCAAAAGAUGAUACAGAUGAUAAAGAAAAUGAAAUCUCAGAUUCUGAAUCAAUGAGUACCACAUUUGAAAUACCAUGUCCAAGUAAAGACAAAUUUUGUUCAUCUAAUAUUGAAAAUAUCAAAAGUGGAAGAAGGAAGAGGUCUUUUUCAUGCCCACAAGAAAGAAUAGACGAGGAAGGUCAUUCAAAGGCAGUAUUUUUCAGCCCAGUAGGAAAAUUGGUUGCACCUUCUGAAUCUCAACUUCAUCCUAAAAGAGGUACACCAUUGAAGGGUACAAAGAUACCAACAUUUGUAAAAAAGAUGCCAGAUUUCACAAACAUUCAUAAAAAAGUAUUUGAAAAAAUGGAAUCUGUUGUUGAUUGUCAUCAGAGGAAACUUGAGAGAGCCAAAAUGUUAUUCUCUCCCAAAGCUGUGAAGGAUGUGCAGCCAGUGAUGGUAUUCUCUGCCCAGUCAUCUACAGCCAAACAAAUGCUAUCAAGAAAUCCAAUGACUCAGAGAAAUGAACUUCCUGCGAACCAGGUGAUUAGGAACAUCCCACAGAAAGCUGCUGCAGAAAGGAAUAUUUUUCAGCAUCCACAACCACAUAAAGGGAGAGUGAUUCAGCAUAAUGAUAUAAAACGAAUGGUUGCAAACAAAUUGCCAUUGCAAAAGUCACGAGGAGUACGUGAAGAGUCCAGAACAGUAAUUCGUGGAGUAAGGUUGAACAGGAGAUUUGAAUUGCAGAUGGCACACAGGAAACUGAACUGAAGAUUGGAAAAUUAUGAAAGUAUUAAUGACAUUACAUUUCAAGAGAUGUUUUCAUACUGUUUUAUACUGUGACAUGGAAGGUGCAAUGCUCGGUAAACACCCCCCCCCCUUUCCAGUGGUGCAUGGACAACAU
Molecule: messenger RNA, 1856 nt
Organism: Cryptotermes secundus
Lineage: Eukaryota; Metazoa; Arthropoda; Insecta; Blattodea; Kalotermitidae
Gene: Mink
Exons: 14
Coding region: 68-1723 (551 amino acids)
Source: RefSeq, a predicted model, not a curated record